UUGACAAUUCCAAUCAUUGUUUUUGUGUGGGACGUGGGGAGACAUGGAUUUACGGUUUUUUCAGGAUUAAAUAAAUUGUAAAAUGGGCAAUGCUGACACAAAACUUAAUUUUAGGAAGGCGGUAGUGCAGCUAACGUCUAAGUCACAGGCGAUUGACGCAGCAGAUGACACCUUUUGGGAUCAGUUCUGGUCGGAGAGCGUGACCAACGUGCAGGAUGUGUUCGCGCUGGUGCCAGGAGCCGAGAUCCGCGCGCUGCGCGAGGAGUCGCCGAACAAUCUGGCAACGCUGGUAUAUAAGGCCGUGGAGAAGCUCGUGAAGACUGUGGACAGCAGCUGUAGGACACAAAGAGAACAGCAGACAGCUCUGAACUGUGCGCGGCUGCUGACACGAGUGUUGCCGUACAUGCUAGAAGAGCCGGACUGGCAGGGCUUCUUCUGGUCCUCGCUGCCAGCUGCGGCGGAGAACGAACAGUCAAUCCCCCUGGCUCAGUCACUCAUCAACGCUAUAUGUGAUCUCCUGUUCUGCCCAGACUUCACAGUGGUGAGCACCAAGCGGUCUGGCCCGGUGAGUAUUGAUUCUAUGAUAUCUAUUAAUCUUAUCACUCACUUGUUUCCCUCUGUUUUAUUAAAAAGAUAA
Molecule: messenger RNA, 637 nt
Organism: Ostrinia furnacalis (Asian corn borer)
Lineage: Eukaryota; Metazoa; Arthropoda; Insecta; Lepidoptera; Crambidae
Product: protein HID1-like
Exons: 4
Coding region: 83-637 (184 amino acids)
Cellular component (GO): membrane; Golgi trans cisterna; Golgi medial cisterna
Source: RefSeq, a predicted model, not a curated record